AAAUUUUUUAAUUCAUGGCAAAAUCAUAAAGAUCUAAAGUUAUGCGUAGAUGGAGAUCACUCAAAAGAGAACAUCUCCAAAAUGUGAAAGUCAAUACAGAUCUUCAUGAUUUAAAUUAAAAAUUAGAGGCUACUAUACAAAAUGUAAAUAUGAUUGUUUUUAUCUAUUUUAGAGAUUUCAAAGACCUACUCAACCCAAAAAUAUGUUUCUCCAUCCUAAUGAUCCAACUGCUCAAAUACCUAAAUUGAAACCAUAACCUAUUGUUGAUUUUCGAAGUUAAUCUCUACCAUAUACUGCCACUUAAUAUGUUGGUGCAAGAAGAAAACCUAUUUAAGAAGUAGUUUUAAAAUCAGAACCAGAACUUGAAGAAGAAAUUGAAAUGAAUGAUUAACCAAUAAAUGAAUAAUAACAUGAUGAAGCAGAUGAUUUAAUUAAUGCAAUGGAAGGAGUCAGAGUCAAAUCUAAAAGAGAAAUUAAAAGAGAAAAUAAAGCCAAAGCUAUGGAAGAAAUCAUACCAUUAACUAAAAAUAAAUAAAUCAAAAAAAAUAGAAGAAAGGAGCAACCAACAAGAAAAUCAAAAAAAUUAAUUACCUUUUGAUUCAUGUUUAUAUAAAUAUAUCUAUAUACAAUCAGAA
Molecule: messenger RNA, 635 nt
Organism: Paramecium sonneborni
Lineage: Eukaryota; Ciliophora; Oligohymenophorea; Peniculida; Parameciidae
Source: the annotation of a GenBank genome assembly